This is a messenger RNA of Lodderomyces theae, 561 nucleotides long. Its product is annotated as histone H2A.Z-specific chaperone CHZ1. NCBI's taxonomy places the organism in Eukaryota, Fungi, Ascomycota, Pichiomycetes, Serinales, Debaryomycetaceae. The transcript has a single exon. Bases 1 to 561 code for a protein of 186 amino acids. The record is from RefSeq and is a predicted model, not a curated record.
AUGUCCGAGCAAGAAGUUCAAGAGUUGCCAACCGAAACAGUUGAAGAAGUUACAGUUGAGUCAAAGAACGAAGAUGCCCCAACUAAUCCAAAUGGUAACGAUGCAGCUGAAAACGCGACUGAUGCAAAUACUUCCACCACCGAAAGUACAAAGAGAAAAGAAUCAGAUGUAGCUGCCGGCGAGCCAAAGAAGAAGAAAAAGAGAAGAACAUAUGACGACGACGAAUCGGAACCAAAGAAAAAGGAAGAGAGUACCAAAGGUGGUGAAAAAUUGGGUGACGAAGAUGAAGAUGAAGAUGAAGAUGCUGAUGCCGAAGUGCAAGAAGAAGGGGAGGAAGAGGAAGAGGAAGAGGAGGAGGAGGAGGACGAUGAUGAUGAUGAUGACGAUGACGAAGAGGAUUACGAAGGAGAGGACGAUGCAGAAGAUGACGAAGAAGAAGUGGAUGAGCUCAAUGAAAUCGACACUACAAACAUCAUUACUGGGGGAAGAAGGACAAGAGGCAAGCAAAUUGAUUUCAAGGAUGCUGCUGCAAAGUUAGAUGCAGAGAAAACCGAAAAUUAA